AUGUCAGGCACACGGACACCACGGUCCUACGCGGUAAUCACAAAACCCGCCUCUGAGAAGUUUGACGGACCCUCGGCAAGCUUCAUCAGCACUCGUGUUCCGGCUGCAUCCCGAGGGCAGCGAGCCGACGUCGAUGCGGCGCGCUUAUCUCUGGAUCCCCAACAUGCAGCGGCCAAGAUUCGAUACCCCGGAUUUUGGGGGUUCGGAGUGACGUCCGAGUUGGAGGAAACCCGGCCGAUGGCUGUCCCAGCCCGAACUAAGAAGUGUAGCACAAUGUGUGCCCGGCCCGUGAUCGAAUACCUACCCGAAACACGUAACCAACGCAAUGUGGAUUGUGCGCUGCAAGACGCGUAA
Molecule: messenger RNA, 354 nt
Organism: Chaetomium globosum CBS 148.51
Lineage: Eukaryota; Fungi; Ascomycota; Sordariomycetes; Sordariales; Chaetomiaceae
Exons: 1
Coding region: 1-354 (117 amino acids)
Source: RefSeq, a predicted model, not a curated record